Neltuma alba is the source of this 1212-nucleotide messenger RNA. Its product is annotated as vesicle-associated protein 1-2. Gene Ontology annotation, cellular component: endoplasmic reticulum membrane; plasma membrane. The record is from RefSeq and is a predicted model, not a curated record. NCBI's taxonomy places the organism in Eukaryota, Viridiplantae, Streptophyta, Magnoliopsida, Fabales, Fabaceae. The coding region runs from base 229 to 954 and encodes 241 amino acids. The transcript has 8 exons. Gene Ontology annotation, biological process: endoplasmic reticulum membrane organization.
CAGAGAAAAUAGAAAAGGAAAGGAAAUCAAAUCUUGUAAUCACAGCAUUGCAUUGCAGUUCCCCAAUUCUUCCAUUCCCUCCCUCCUCCUCCGUCUUCUCGAUCUAUCCGCCCUUCUUGUGGUGGCCCAACAUACAUGAAGUAGAUUCUGCGCAUCUCGAUCUCGCUGCCUUUGUCGUCUCCGAACAGCUUUUGCGGAUCACUCUUCCUAUAUAGCCAUUGUCCCAAGAUGAGCACCGGCGAGCUCCUUGGCAUCGAACCUCUAGAACUCAAGUUCCCCUUUGAACUGAAGAAGCAGAUCUCAUGCUCCAUUCAAUUGUCAAAUAAGACCGACGACCAUGUGGCCUUCAAGGUCAAAACAACCAACCCAAAGAAAUAUUGCGUUCGUCCAAACACUGGGAUCGUCUUGCCGCGAUCUACGUGUGACGUUAUAGUUACCAUGCAAGCGCAAAAAGAAGCUCCACCUGAUAUGCAAUGCAAGGAUAAAUUUCUUCUUCAAAGUGUGAAAACAAAUGAUGGUACCAAUCCAAAGGAUAUCAAUGCAGAAAUGUUCAAUAAGGAGGCUGGGCAUGUGGUCGAGGAGUGCAAAUUAAGAGUGGUGUAUGUUUCUCCACCUCAGCCACCAUCUCCAGUUCCCGAAGGUUCUGAGGAAGGAUCAUCACCCAGGGCUUCUGUUUCAGAAAAUGGAAAUGUCAAUAGUGCUGACUUUCCCACAGUAACAAAAGCAUUUACUGACCGACCAGAGGUACAAGAAAAAUCUGGAGAGGCAAAAGCUCUAAUCUCAAGGCUGACAGAGGAGAAGAAUAAUGCAGUUCAAGUAAAUAACAAGCUUGCCCAGGAACUGGAGCUGCUGAAGCGUGAAGCCAACAAAAGUGGCGGUGGAGUUCCUAUAAUGUUUGUCAUCUUAAUUGGUUUGCUCGGCAUAAUUUUGGGUUAUCUUAUGAAGAAGACCUAAGCGUUCCUGGUGUUCAAUCUUUCAUCAUACAUUUUCAUCUCGAUUCGGUAUUGCUCCUGGCUAGUCAAGAAAUGAUGACAAAAGGGAAAUAGAUUAAUUCAGCAAUUGGUGUUUUUACCCUUUUUUUUUUUUUUGGUGCCCGAUGGAUAACAUUUUGGAAUAGAAAACCUGAGGUAAAGUUAUGAAUCUGUAGUUGCGCAAGGAUUUAAUGUGAACCGACUCAUGCUUUACAUAACAUGCAUUCUUUUUGUGAGUUAA